Molecule: messenger RNA, 2163 nt
Organism: Octopus sinensis (East Asian common octopus)
Lineage: Eukaryota; Metazoa; Mollusca; Cephalopoda; Octopoda; Octopodidae
Product: transmembrane protein 260-like
Exons: 2
Coding region: 89-2134 (681 amino acids)
Source: RefSeq, a predicted model, not a curated record
UUAUUGUUAUUAUUAUCAUUAUUAUUAUCAUCAUUAUUAUUAUUAUCAUUAUUGUUGUUUUCAACAAGCAAAAAAAAGGAAUCCAGAGAUGGAUUAUUUUUCAAUUACCGUGGCAAUUGGCUUGCUUUCUCUGUAUAUCAAAACACUCUAUCCAGACAUUUCUGGGGGUGACACCGGAGAACUGCUCUCCUCUGCUUGUCAGUUUGGGGUUUCCCACCCUCCGGGAUACCCCCUAUUCACCAUGCUGACCAGCCUCGCCGUUAAAUGCUGUAGCUAUCGGUCGCCUGCUUGGAGGGCAAACGUUCUAACGGCCACCUUUUCUGCACUGACCGGCGGCGUUCUUUCACACACAAUUCUCAAAGAGACUGGUCAGCCUUCAGCCGCUUUGCUUGCCGUUGCGCUAUUCUCGGUGAACCGGCUAACAUGGAAUUGGUCUGUAACAGCAGAAGUGUUUUCCUUGAACAACUUAUUCCUAUCAAUUCUCACCUGCCUCAGCUUCAUGCUAGAAAAUGCUGUACAACCGGCUAGAAAACUAAGGUUAGCUCGCAUCGGGGCAUUUGUUAGUGCCUUGUGCCUGUGCAACCAGCACACAUCCUUUAUCUAUCUCCUCUACCUCAUCCCUUGGGUGAUAUUUAAAUUAUACCUGGCUGGUCUCUUCCGUCUGACUAAUUUAUUCUCCCUUUUGGUUCCCUUCAUUCUUGGUCUUUUGCCAUACUUGUACCUACCUAUAAGUGCACACCUGAAUGUAGCAAAAUGGACUUGGGGUGACCAGCGGACCAUAACGGGGUUCUGGACUCAUCUAAUGCGAUCAGAAUAUGGUACGUUUAGUCUGGGAAAGGACGAAGUAGGGCUCGGUCUCAUAACGGGGCUAAAAUUCUAUAUGAUCCACGAGUGGUUUACUCUAACUCCAGUUGCCAUCAUCUUGUUUGGUAUGUCCGUGUGGUCCAUCGUGCGCCGCCUGUACACCGGAUACAGCUGCGCCCUUGUGCAUCUGUUAAUGUUUGUGUCAUACCUGGUGUUUUUCUCGUGGAGGGCUAACCUCAACAUAAACAACCCCCUGUUUCUCGGCGUUGUUGAGCGCUUCUGGAUGCAGGCCAGCAUGGUGCUUGUGUUUCUGGCCUCUCUCACCUACGGGGACCUCAACAACCAGAUCAAGUCUUCUUUCUUCAGACGUAUGUUCUUCUUUUCCUCGAUGAUCCUCUUGGUCUUUCAAGUCCACCGCAACUUCACCUACUGCAACAAAAGCAACGCGACGGUGGUCCAUGACUUCAGCAACACCGUCCUGCGCAGCUUCCCACCAAAUUCCACCGUUCUCACAAGAGGAGACUUAUCAUCGGCAACUUUCGGUUAUUUACAUUUCUGCAAAAACGUCAGAUCAGACCUGAAGCUUUUCGACCAAGAACUGCUAACGUAUGAAUGGGCUUUGCCCAUGCUACGCAAACAUCAUAACCGUAUUGAUUUUCCGGGGGAUUUCUUGCAUUUGAAAAACAAGCGGCAUCCAGAUGGUCGAAGAUCGUUCACUUUUGCCAAAUUCCUCAACGUUAAUUACGCAAACGGGCCAAUAUUUGCUUGUAUAGGGGUGCAAGAAUAUGAGCCCUCAUGGAAAAAGAGUUACAAGUUAUGGCCUUUUGGUGUGUGCUCGCAGUUCGUCCAAAAGAAGGAACACAUGGUGCUGAAAAAAUGGGUCCGCCAGACCGGUUACGUCGCUUUCAACUGGACCCACUCUUACACUGGGUUUGCUGAGACAUCUUGGGAAAAGGUCGCCACUGAUGAGAUGUGGAACGCGAAAAUUGGUAUGGCAUUACACAUGUACGAUACUGCUGAACUGAACAAGAACGUGAAGGAGAAGAAGAAGCUGUUCCUGCUUGCGUAUCAAGUAUACAGCGAUGCCAUCAGCUGGCAUGAUGACUUCCCACCGUUUUGGCACAAGAACUACGCGCUGGUCUGUACGAAGCUUUUGAACAUUGAACACACGGUGGACAAGGAUCUGCUGCUGAAGAAGAGCAUCUACCAUCUUCAGUUCUAUGUGGACAGCAAACCGGAAGAUGACCAGCUGCAAAACAUUGUGGAUGCUAUCCGUUCAUUGAAGAGAUAUGGCAGGCAGAUCCGUGACAAAGUUACCAAAACAACUUAGUAUUAUAUACACACACACACACACACUUA